Dromaius novaehollandiae (emu) is the source of this 1746-nucleotide messenger RNA. It is a transcript of the gene AUNIP, whose product is annotated as aurora kinase A and ninein interacting protein. Lineage: Eukaryota; Metazoa; Chordata; Aves; Casuariiformes; Dromaiidae. Gene Ontology annotation, cellular component: centrosome; spindle pole. The record is from RefSeq and is a predicted model, not a curated record. The transcript is spliced from 4 exons. The coding region runs from base 84 to 1559 and encodes 491 amino acids. Gene Ontology annotation, biological process: spindle organization.
GUGUGAGAAAGACAUGAACCCCGUCCUUACAACUGAAAUUAGCUGAGAGAUGGGAAGAGUGGGGUGGUGGGCUUGGAGAAAGGAUGGUAGAAGAAAUACAGCCAAGGAAUGACUUGAUGGAGACUCUGCCCCAGGGAAAUGGUACCAACCACUGCAGGUCUCUGCAGCCUCUGCCUUGGAAGAGUGCCUGUAACAGGCCCUGGUGGGGGGCUAGGAUGGCAUCCAGCCCCCAUCUCAACAGUGGGCUAACAUGGAGAGAGGAACUGCUGGGGCCCCCAGCUGCACCACACCUUCCACAGCUGCUGCCCAUGAGGACAAGGCCGGAAAAUGCAGCGAGCAUCCGCUGCCGAGGGUCGGCCAUGAGACGCAAACGCAGAGGCAGCCCUGCCCGGCAGGUUGAGGCGUGCGAUGUCUGGCUGGACACGGCGAAGCUAAAGCAGCGCAGAGGACAGUCUCUCCUACCCAAGCCAAAAGUAUCUCAUCGCCUUCUGGAGAGGCACUGUGAGGGGUACACCUCAGUGCCUUCCACGCAGACAAGAGCAGCUCCAGCGUGCACCAAGCAAACCACCAUCUCCGCCUUCUUCAGUACCCAGACAGAUGAAAAAGACAAAGAAAACUCCAGGUUAUCUCCGCUUAUCCUAAAUAAAGAACAUAAAGAAAAAGGUAUUCCUUUGGCUGCCUCCCCUGUGAAGAUCUUGACGUUUCCGCAGAUAGAGGAAGCGCAGAAACCACCCUUCAGAGCUGAAGAUAAGAAGGUACAGAUUAUACCCCAGCAUCUUGUACAAAAAGCACCAGUCUCGCAGACCUCUUUGCCAGACUCUUUGCUAGAAGCAGAGUCCCGCAGUAAGGGUGAGGCCUCCUGUGGGGGAGAAGAGGAUUUCUCCUUAGACUUUACCCAGGAUUCAGAGGGCAACCAGAUCCUAGCUCACAGAAAUGUAGCUGACUUAUUUGCUGGAGAAACAGUCUCUGGAAGCAACAUAACUUCAAGAAAGAGAACAGACUCCUGGAUAAACAAAGAGGAGGGCCAGCUGGACCCAGAGGAGGAGAAGGAUGGACUUGAUAUCCAACCAAGUCAUGGUGCAAACCAGAGUAAGAAACCACACCGACUAUCUAGUAGCAAUAAUUCUUUAAUUGAUUUCUCCGAGCCUGAGAAUAUAAAUCCUGCUAUAAAGAGAGACAAUAUCGGGGCUGCUGGCUUUUGUUCAUCUCCUAAAAGAAUACCUAAAGCACAGCCUUUGAGAGAACGCAGCCAAAAUGCUGGUGGUGGUUCAGCUAAGGAAGAAUGGGACAGUAAGAACAGACUGAGCAGUCCCUUGAGGCAAUUGUUUACCCAGGAUUCAGAGGGGAACAGAGUAAUUUCUCACUACUGCCAGAAAGUGAGAUCUCCUCUAAAGGCGAAAAACAGCACUAGCAGUUGGCUGACUAACUCCCCAUACAAGGAUUGUUCCAGGGAUGCUACAAAUAGGAAUGUAAGCAAACUAGGGGAGCAUCAGUUAGAUGCAUGCUACGAUUUACUAUUCACCCAGGAUUCAGAAGGGAAUAGAGUUAUUAAACACUGACUAGUAGUCAUUAAUGGGUAGCCUGUAUGAACUCUUCUGAAGCCUAAGGAAGGCAUCUUCUUUAAGACAGGGGUUAGGAAUAGGUAAGUAUACUCAUUGCUUAUAUAUAUGGUCUAGGCAGUAUAUGUAAUAGACCCAUGCAACAGGGAAUCUCUUUGGUCUCUAAUAAAAUAAAUUUUAAAAGGAA